Messenger RNA from Odocoileus virginianus texanus, 9166 nucleotides. The record is from RefSeq and is a predicted model, not a curated record. Lineage: Eukaryota; Metazoa; Chordata; Mammalia; Artiodactyla; Cervidae.
CGCGGGGUUUCCGGGAGGACCGCCAAUCAUCUUCCCCACGCAAACUCAGUGGCCGCACUUUCAACAGGAUAAACUGGCCUCAGUCCCGCCCACUGGUUCCUCUGUGUUUUUUACGCGAAGGUAACCGAUGGGGAUUGGAACGGAGGCUGUUGAGCUGCCGCAGUUGCUGGCGUCUGAGGGUAGCCUUCGGUGGUCGUCGGCCUAAUGAGCGGACGGCAAAAAACGCUUUUCCAGACGUGGGGCUCAAAAGUUUCUCGGCCCACUGGGGCUCCGAGUUGCAACUCUGGAACUGAGCGGCCUCAGAGCACAGGCAUCUCCAGGGCGCGUUUUCCUGCAGUGGCAGAGGCCGCCGAGGUUGAGCCCGAAUCAGACGAUGAUGUGUUGCUGGUCGCGGUGUACGAAGCAGAGAGGCAGCUGAGUCUAGAGAAUGGCGGGUUCUGCACCUCAGCGGGCGCCCUGUGGAUUUACCCUACUAAUUGCCCAGUGCGAGACUACCAGCUGCACAUCGCCAGGACCGCCCUCUUCUGCAACACGCUGGUCUGUCUGCCCACCGGGUUGGGAAAGACCUUUAUUGCCGCUGUGGUCAUGUACAAUUUCUACCGCUGGUUCCCUUCUGGCAAGGUGGUUUUCAUGGCCCCCACGAAACCCCUGGUGACACAGCAGAUCGAGGCUUGCUACCGGGUGAUGGGUAUCCCGCAGUCCCACAUGGCCGAAAUGACAGGAUCUACUCAAGCUUUCACCAGGAAGGAAAUCUGGGGCAGUAAGAGGGUUCUUUUUCUGACGCCUCAAGUCAUGGUAAAUGAUCUUUCUAGAGGAGCUUGCCCAGCUGCUGAAAUAAAGUGUCUAGUUAUCGAUGAAGCUCAUAAAGCCCUUGGAAAUUAUGCUUAUUGCCAGGUUGUAAGAGAACUAGUCAAAUAUACGAAUCACUUUAGAAUCUUGGCUCUUAGUGCCACACCAGGUAGUGAUAUAAAAGCUGUGCAGCAGGUUAUUACUAACCUACUCAUUGGGCAAGUAGAGCUUCGUUCUGAGGACUCACCAGAUAUUUUGCCAUACUCUCAUGAAAGACGAGUUGAAAAGCUUGUUGUUCCCCUUGGUGAAGAGCUUGCAGCUAUCCAAAAGGCGUAUAUACAGAUUUUGGAAGCAUUUGCCAGUUCUUUGAUUCAGAGGAAUGUUUUGAUGAGAAAAGAUAUUCCCAAUCUAACAAAAUACCAGAUAAUUCUUGCAAGAGAUCAAUUUAGGAAAAACCCAUCUCCAAAUAUUGUGGGAUUGCAGCAAGGCAUAAUCGAGGGAGAGUUUGCUAUUUGUAUUAGUUUAUAUCAUGGUUAUGAAUUAUUGCAGCAAAUGGGAAUGAGAUCAUUAUAUUUCUUCCUCUGUGGAAUUAUGGAUGGAACUAAAGGAAUGACUCGGGCGAAAAAUGAACUUAGCCGAAAUGAGGACUUCAUGAAACUUUAUGGUCAUCUAGAGAGCAUGUUUGCACGUACACGUAGUACUUCAACAAAUGGUGUUUCUGUUAUCCAGAAAGGAGGUAAAGAUAAAAAGUUCUGCUAUAGUCAUCCAAAAUUAAAGAAAUUAGAAGAAGUUGUAGUUGAACACUUCAAGUCAUGGAAUGCUCGAAAAACGUCUGAUAAGAAAUGUGAUGAGACCAGAGUUAUGAUCUUCUCUUCAUUUCGAGAUAGUGUUCAAGAAAUUGCGGAAAUGCUUUUACCGCAUCAGCCAAUUAUUAGAGUAAUGACUUUUGUUGGCCAUGCCUCGGGAAAAAGCAUGAAGGGUUUUACCCAAAAGGAGCAACUGGAGGUAGUGAAACAAUUUCGUAGUGGUGGUUACAAUACAUUGGUGUCUACUUGCGUUGGUGAAGAAGGUUUGGAUAUUGGAGAAGUUGACCUCAUAAUAUGUUUUGAUGCCCAGAAGAGCCCAAUUCGUCUUAUACAGAGAAUGGGUAGAACUGGCCGCAAACGUCAGGGCAGGAUUGUUGUUAUCCUUGCUGAAGGACGAGAGGAACGUACUUAUAAUCAGAGUCAGUGCAACAAAAGAAGUAUUUAUAAAGCUAUUUCAGGUAAUAGGCAGGUCCUCCAUUUUUACCAAGGAAGUCCACGAAUGGUUCCUGAUGGAGUCAACCCACAAUUACAUAAGAUGUUCAUCACACAUGGUGUCUAUGAACCAGAGAAGCCUUCUCGAAACUUGCAGCGAAAGCCAUCUAUCUUUUCAUAUAGGAACGGAAUAAAGCAGAGUAAUUCAAAGAAUGAUUGGUUCUUAUCAGAAGAAGAAUUUAAAUUAUGGAACAGACGAUAUAGGUUAAGAGACACUGAUGAAAUUCAGGAAAUAAGAUUGCCUCAAGUUCAGUUUCUGUCUUUACACAAUGAAGAGAACAGACUAACUGAAGAACCAACCACUGGAAUUCAUCAGCUCUCUCUCUCUGAAUGGAGACUGUGGCAGGAUCAUCCUUUGCCUACAUAUCAAGUUGACCAUUCAGAUCGAUGUCAGCAUUUCAUAAAUAUUAUGCAAAUGAUAGAAGCAAUGAGACAUGAAGAGGGAGAAUGCAGCUAUGAAUUGGAAAUUAAAUCUUACUUACAAAUGGAAGAUGUUAGCUCAGCAUCUAGUGCUCCCAGAAAUGAAUAUAAUCCUUUUGCCAGUGGCACCUUUACAAGUAACAAGAAGUCUUCAUUUGCAAAGAAUAUAAAUCAAGGGAAAUCAGUCUCAAUGACAGAAUCUGAUGAAGAAUGUGCUGAAAUUUUUAAACAAAUUCCUGUCAAAUCUACCAAAAUUCCUUCUUUAAAAAAAAAGGCUUCUGAAAUCCUGAAAAAAGAUCAGCCUAAAAAAGAAAAUAAGGAUGUUGUCGUGGAGCCUUUAGAUACUGAUGGCAAUUCUACCGCUGAACAUAUUCUUCAGGUAGACCUACGAAAUGGUAAAAGAGCAUCAGAUACAGGUGAAGUCACUGCUACAUGUGCUGUCAAUGAAAAUGGAGGUAAUCCGUCAUGUGGAUUAUUAACAGAUUGUCAGUUUACAAAUAAAUCUACUAGUUCAUUUACUGGAAAUUUUUUUGAUUCUGGUUAUAACAGUUUCAGUGAUGAGAAAUCUUUUUCAUCUAGCUUAUUUCUUUCAUUUGAGGAUGAGCUUGAUAUAGCAAAAACAGGUGACCAAUUUUUUAAUUGUCAUUCAUUAACAAAAGAGGUGCUAGCUAAUGUAGAGAGAUUUUUAUCACAUUCUCCUCCACCUCUCAGUGGACUGUCAGAUUUGGAAUAUGAAAUUUCUAAGGGUUCUGCACUUGAAAGCUCAGUUUUUCUACCCUACUCAGAGUGCUUACAAAAUGAUAAAUCCACCAAUUUAAUGUCACAAUCAGCUGUAAAUUCUCAACAGAAUUUAGAAUUGAAUUCACCUAAGUUUAUUACUCAUCCUUCUGAAACAACUUGCCUUCAUGGUACAACUAAUGAUAAUAUUUCUGAUGAGCCAAGCUUCUGUGACUCUGAUAAAGUACAUAAAAAUAGUAAAAAUGAACAUUUAAUAUCCAGCAAUCAAAUUCAAAUAAACAUCAGCCCUUCAAAGGAUUUUGCUGAAGAAAAGAAACAUGAUGUUGAUAACAGUGACCUCCCAAUAUUGCAUACUGCUCAGGAUGAAAGUUUAUUAUUAUUUGAAGAUGUUAAUACCGAGUUUAAUGAUGUGAGCCCUCCUCCCUUGAACAGUAAAUGUGAAUCUUUAUGUAUAUCAGACAGAACUGCUGUAAGUGAAAUGGCACCAGUCUCUCAAUUCUUCAUUUCUGAUGAACUUUUGUUAGAGAAUGAUUCUGAACCCCAAGAUCAAAUUGUCUGUGAUACUAAUGUGACAUGGAAAUCUCAUGAAGGUUUGAGAGGUAUACCUGAGGAAAAACUGAAUAAUGAUGAAAACAGUUUUGACUGCUCUAAGGAUUUAUUUUCUGUUACAUUUGAUUUAGGAUUUUGUAGUACAGGUUCUGAGGAUGAAGUAGUGGACCAUGCAUCAGUUACAAAUAAUAAAAUUUUAGACAAUCUACCUGGAAGACAUUUAGACAUUAGGCAGAUAAAUGGCACAAAUUGUGUUUCAAAUCAAGCAGUCAUGUCAAGAGCCCAUGUUGAUACUUCUACAAGUGUAACAACUACUCACCCAUCAAGUGAAGAUAAGCAGAGUCCAGCUUUUUCAUGUUUUGCAAAGAAUGCGACAAAAAGUAAAGAAUUUAUGUCUCCUAGUUAUUCUCAGUUUUCAUUGCCAGCAGGAGAGAAAGUUAUGAGCACACCACUUUCUGAAUCAAGUGUAUUGAACUCAUUUUCUAAAACGAGAAUAGAAAUGGCUAAAAAGUCAGGUUCUAACAUAGGAAAAGUAGAUCUACACAGUUUCAAAGAAACAUUGAAUUCAACUUGUGAUUCAGGACUUUCUAUAGAAAAGUGUAAAAGCAAGAAACAAAUCAAUCUGCAUCAGUCCUGCCAUUCUACUGAAGAUGAACGAUUAUCAAGCCGUGAAAGUGAAGAUGAUGAGAUUUUCCGAAGAAAAAGUAAAAAAACAAAAGGAAAUGUUUUAGAAUCCCCAGAGAAUCAGAAAAAUAGCGAAGUUGAUUCUCCACUUCAGGUUGUCAGAAAGCGCAGGGUUCCUCCAAACAGAUUAGAUUUAUCAUCUAGUGAUGAGAGUGAUAAUUUUCACAAACGAGAUCCACUAUCAGAAGACUUAAAGGAUCAUAAGAGGAAUGCCAAAAGAAGCAUCAAAGUCCGAAAGAGACAGAAUCACCUAAAGCUCGUAGCUAGGAAGUUUUUAGAUGAAGAAGCAGAACUUUCCCAAGAAGAUGCAGAAUGUGUUUCAUCAGAUGAAAAUGAUGAGUCAGAAAAUGAACAAGACUCCUCACUACUUGACUUUUUAAAUGAUGAGCCUCAACUGUCACAGGCUAUAAAUGAUUCUGAAAUGAGAGCUGUUUACAUGAAAUCUGUGCGAAGCCCAUUGAUGAGCAAUCGAUACAAAAUGGUCCAUAAGAAACAUAACAACAUAAACAUUUUUUCCCAGAUUCCUGAGCAAGAUGAAACCUAUUUAGAAGACAGUUUUUGCGUUGAUGAAGAGGAGUCUUGCAAAAGCCAGUCGAGUGAAGAAGUUUGUGUUGAUUUUAACCUAAUAACUGAAGACUGCUAUACAAAUGAGAGUAAAAAAUAUAAAACCCGACGUGCAGUAAAGCUAAAACAAAUGAAGAUGAGACAAAAUUGUGCACGUUCAAAAAAUAAAUUAUCCAGAAUUAUUUUACUGGAUGAUUCAAGUGAGGAGGAACACGAUGUAAAGGAUAAACAAGAAUUCAGGAUUGUGGUUAACCCAAGCACAGUGUCUUCUGGGUCUUCAUUGCAGUCCAGGGACCACUCUAAUCCAGUUGGUAAUCAAUUGCUAAACCAGAGACAACAGACACCACCUAAUUUAAAGGUUCCCAUUUCUGAUGUCUCAGACUUCAAACCUCAGAACCAUACGAACAUGGAAUCUGCUUCAUCAUUGUUCACUGCGGUCAGUGCACAGAAAGACUGUGGAAAGUUUCCAGUUCAGUUGAAGGGCGCUACUGCUCUGGAGGAUUCUGGCACUUCUGUGCCAUGCUGUUCCAACCCGCGACCAUAUUUGGCUGACACACGUGCUUCUCUAAGACUGCCCCAGGAAGGCCACAGAACUUGUAUUCUUGUAGAUAGUCGUGAAAUCGUUUCUGGUUCAGAGGUAGUUUCUUCCCUAAGAGCAAUUCAUGGCUUACAGGUAGAGGUCUGUCCUCUUAAUGGUUGUGAUUAUAUUGUGAGUAACCGCAUGGUGGUGGAAAGGAGGUCUCAGUCUGAGAUGUUAAAUAGCAUCAAUAAGAACAAGCUCAUCGAUCAGAUCCAGUACCUACAGAGCAUGUUUGAAAGAAUAUGUGUGAUUGUGGAAAAGGACAGAGAAAAAACAGGAGACACAUCCAGGAUGUUUAGGAGAACAAAGAGCUAUGACAGCCUGCUGACUACCUUAAUUGGUGCUGGGAUCCGAAUUCUUUUCAGUUCCUGCCAAGAAGAAACUGCAGAUUUGCUAAAGGAAUUGUCUUUAGUGGAACAAAGAAAGAAUGUUGGCAUUCAUGUUCCAACAGUGGUGAACAGUAAGAAAUGUGAAACUCUUCAAUUUUAUCUAAGUAUUCCCAAUAUAAGUUAUGUAACUGCACUGAAUAUGUGUCACCAGUUUUCAUCUGUGAAAAAGAUGACAAACAGCACACCUCAAGAAAUUUCCAUGUAUGCACAAGUAACUCAUCAAAAGGCUGAGGAGAUCUAUAGAUAUAUUCACUAUAUAUUUGACAUGCAAAUGUUGCCAACUGAUCUUAACCAAGGUAGUAGUAAAUCUGAUACGUGAUCAGACUGCUCAGGUUGGGUUAUCAAAGAACAAUACAAAAUGCACUUCAAUAAUCAUUGCUGCAGUUUAUGUUGAAUACAUAUAUAUGAGAAUAUUGCCGUAUCUAUUGUUUUAUACUGUGUACAUGUUUAUAUAGAAUAUGUAAAUUUUGAAAACAUGUGUUUAAUAAUUAUUUUGGUUAAUUAGAUAAUGAAACUUUCUUAUUGAAUAAAAAGUUUAUUUAAGGUGCUGUGAAGAAAUAAAAGCUAGAGUGAAAGAUGUAUUUUAGGAAUUUUCCAAAGAUUAUAGUGGUGUCAUUGUCAUUUGUUAGCAUUAUAGGUUGAUGUAUCUGCUGCCAGCUUAAUGGUCGUAAACAUUUUUUCCUAUACAUAUACAAUAUUGAAUAGGUAUGGGUGGUAGGUGUAUUGAGAUAAUGCCCCAGGAACUAGGAGAAGUCAAAAAUUUAACUGAAUCCUAGUAGCUGUCAAAUUCUAGUAGUAUGAACUCCAGUCUAUACUACUUUUGUUGUUGUUGAAAUACCAAAGAAGUGAUAUACUGGAGUUGCAAAAUUUCAGUAUAGGUUGAGCUGUCAAAUGCAGGCUUUCAUUGUGACCCAUCACAUUGCAUCUGUGAUGCUACUAAUAUUUUAAGAUGGUUCCGUAUUAUUAUCUGCAACAUGAGUCUCUUCCUUCUAGUCAGUGUAGUGCUAAAGCAGUCUAUAAUUAUGGAUAUAUGUUUUCCCCACCUAAGGUCCUUUAUUCUCUGCCUUAUUUUUAUCUUCUAUUACACAUUGUUGGGGAGUUGAAUCAACCGAACAGCAGAGGGUUUCACUUAGACUCGGCAUGGCCUUCAAAGCUGAUCUAAUUCAGAUUGCUUUUCUCUUUCCUAUCAGACGAUAAAAGAGACACAGAAACAAGUGACUUCCUCAAGUGUAGACUGAGAAAUCUAGCUAACAGGAACCCAAGAACUAGAUAGUUUUCUUUCACUAAAAAAGCUACUCUGAUUGUGAACUUAGCUCCUUUGGGACAGUGUAAAUUCUAAAUUCUUCUAAAGCAGUUGAUCUCUUCUGCCUGCUGUUCAGUAAUUUUGUCAGACUUCUCCUUUACAGAGAGUAAAGGAAGUGAUAUAAAUUACUGGCUGGUGUGCAGUUUUCCGUAUAUCUCUCAGGAUCAGAUUCAUCCUUUAGGAUCUCACUGUGCAGCGGUGGAGUGGACGUUCUGAGCGUUUCCCCCUAGUGAGCAUGGUUCUCAGCUUCGUCAGGUAGGAGGAAAGGGGCUUCUCUUUCCGGCCCCAGCGUGCUGUGUCGCUGCCCCUCACACUGCGUGGGUCAGCGGGCGCGCUGGGUAGGGCCGUCUGGCGCAGCCCUGUGCCCUAGCUCCACCAGAAGCACGCAGCCCCCUCAGCAACCUCGCACUGCCGCGGACUGAUGGCUUCCCCACAGCCUCUCCCACGCAGACACCAGUGUCCCCAGAUGCUGUGUGCACGCUGCAGACAGAGUGUUUCCUAAAUGGACAUGGUUUGAGGGACAUAACUUAGAGGAUUUCAUUUACUUAUGCUUGCUGUGUAGAGACCUCUAUCCGUUUUUAAACUGCAACAGCCUCAUUCUAUAUUCCCACAGGUUGCACUUAUCAACCCUAUUGUUUAUCAAUCCAUCUUGUCUGCCUUUGAGCUCUCAAAGUCUUUCUCUUCCAAUUUGAAGUCUCCUUUGGAUGUUACCUUAAACCUUACUAGUUUAUCUAAUGACCCAAUGGAAAGAAAUGGGAGUAACCUGGUACCUGGCAGAUACUUGAUAGGUCACAGGGAAUAUGGGGAGUGGGGGUACCUUGUAGUUGACGUCAAGUGUAUGCUAUUUCAAAAUACCCUUUUUGUUUCCUAUUAUAGAAUUGAACUACCUUUUGAUUCCUAAAAUACUUCCAUUAACAUCAAACAGCACAUUAUUACACCAAAUAUUUGUAACUUAAAGUUCUACAGUAGUUUUUUUAGAGCUACUCUAACAUAACCCUUUCAUUUUUUUCAUCCUUCACCUAGCAAAAUUAUUUGUGGCAGAAACUAUCAUGGUAGUUUAAAGGAGAAUGAUCUCACUUUACCUGCACUAUUCUUUUUAAAUCUUGUGUUUCUAUGAAUUCUAUAGUUCUUUAGUAGCUGAUCAUUACUGACUAAAUUCUUAAGAAACAAAUGUACUUUUUUCUAUAAGUUUUGAUAUUUUUCAAGGAAAGAGCUGAAGCAUUAACCAAAAAGGUCAUUUUUUUCUAUGAUCCAGCAGUUAGAAAAACCAAUCAAAACACAAAUAUUAUUAAAGAAAAAACUUACUUUAUUUGAACAAACCUAACUGGAAAGGGUGAGUGAUGUACUAUAAACAGAGGGAAAAAAAUUUUCAUGUCAAAUUUAAAACAUAAUGACAGAAUAUGCUAAAAGAUGUUUAUUUCUAAAGAAGCUGUCCCAAAGGAAAACAGUGUUUACUAUGACAUGACAUAGUAACUUGACUUCUUACAGUAGUAAAUCUGUAACCUGAAUGUUUUGUCUAAUCCAGUCUUUUAAAUACUGAGACCAAAUUUUUGCUAUGUCUGCUUAAAAAUACAAAAUGUCUUCUCAUUCUAUUUAAUAAAAAUACUUAAAAGCAAUAAAUGAAAUUUACAUAGGUUUCACAGAUGUGCCAAUCACAAGUUUUAAGAAAAACAAUCAGGAGAAAGCAUGUCAAAAUGGUUUAAACAACGUGUAAUUAAAACAUUAGAUCUGACUUGUAUACCAACUGGUAACAAAUGCUAACCUAAAGUUUUCAUGAACUCAGUAGCUACAAUCUAUAUUCUAUUCUCCCCCAUCUCUCCAUUUAACAAUAGUAAUAUUUUCUUAAAUGCUU